This is a messenger RNA of Rhizophagus irregularis DAOM 181602=DAOM 197198, 1232 nucleotides long. RefSeq lists its product as uncharacterized. Gene Ontology annotation, molecular function: protein kinase activity; ATP binding. The record is from RefSeq and is a predicted model, not a curated record. Gene Ontology annotation, biological process: signal transduction; protein phosphorylation. Lineage: Eukaryota; Fungi; Glomeromycota; Glomeromycetes; Glomerales; Glomeraceae. Gene Ontology annotation, cellular component: cytoplasm.
AUGGAUACCCUAUAACCAAUUUAGUGAAAUUACAUAUUUAGCAAAAGGUGGAUUUGGAGAAAUUUAUAAAGCUAAAUGGAAAGGAGCUUAUGUUGUCUUAAAGAAAUUAUAUGAUUCUCAAAAUAUAACCGUUGAUUUUCUUAAUGAGGUUAAAAAUUACAUUCAGACUAUGGAAUCAAAUAGAAAAAAUUGUGAUACUUCUUUUUUAACUAGAUUUUAUGGAAUUUCGUAUGAUUCAAUUACUCAAAAUUUCAUAAUGGUAACUGAAUAUGCUGAUAAAGGAGAUUUAAAAAAAAAUAUCAUGGAACCUGUAGAAUUUACAAAUUAUAACUUUAGAGAUAAUGAUUAUUACAAAUUUAGUACCAAUAAAAGAAUUAUAUUCGAUAUUGCUCAAGGACUUAAGAUAAUACAUAGCUCUGGUUUAGUUCAUUGUGAUUUGCAUAUAGGCAAUAUUUUAUUAAGAAAUCAGCAUCAAAUGCCAAUCUGUAUAAGUGAUUUUGGAUUAAGCCAACCUGCAAAUAUAUCAUCAUCAAUCAAAUCAUCAGGAAUUUAUGGUGUUAUUCCAUAUGUUGCACCCGAAAUAUUUCUUGGGAAACCAUAUACACAAGCGUCAGAUAUUUAUAGUUUAGGAAUUAUUAUUUGGGUAUUAUAUUCACUUGAAGAACCUUAUAAUAACAGAUGCCAUGAUGCAAAUUUAAUUCUUGAAAUUAUAGUAAGAGGUCUUCGUCCAGAAAUUCCUCCUCAGUUAAGUAUUCCUAAUUAUAUUAAAGAAUUGAUGGAAAAAUGUUGGGAUUCAGAUCCAACAAACCGUCCAACAGCUGAACAAAUUAUUACAAUGCUAAAGGAAGGUCCGAACCAACCUUUCUUAGAAAAUUCGCACAGGAAAAAGGUUUGUCUUCUUAAAAUUAUGAAUCUAAUCGGUAAUCAUCCUGGUACUUGUUAUACAAGUCGAUUCUUGUCGUUUCAAAGUGUUAAAGAACAUCUUUCUCGAUCAACUUUAGAAGAUUCUGGGAAGAGUAAUCUUUCGCUCCCAACAUCAAUUAAUAAUGAUGAUUUUAUAAGAGAUUUUGGAGAUGAAAUUAUCGCUCUUCCAACAUUACCAAAUACAUCAGUAACAUCACUACCCCAGAAUUCUUGAAAGAAAACACAAAUGUUUUAACAUAUACGUAUAGAAAUAAGCAACACCUGAGUAUUAAAGAAAUUUAGAAGUGUUGAUGUUGACGAAUUAAAUU